Molecule: messenger RNA, 3353 nt
Organism: Musca vetustissima
Lineage: Eukaryota; Metazoa; Arthropoda; Insecta; Diptera; Muscidae
Product: cationic amino acid transporter 2
Exons: 7
Coding region: 6-3290 (1094 amino acids)
Biological process (GO): transmembrane transport; amino acid transport
Cellular component (GO): plasma membrane
Molecular function (GO): amino acid transmembrane transporter activity
Source: RefSeq, a predicted model, not a curated record
ACAAAAUGGUGCAACAGCCUUCAUAUUGGAAAGUUUUAACACGUCGGAAAACCUUGUCCCAGGAAAGUGGGGAUGGCGAAGGAAAACUUAAUCGUGUCCUGGGUCUAUAUGACCUCACUGCCUUGGGUGUGGGAUCCACUUUGGGCGCUGGUGUCUAUGUGCUAGCUGGACAAAUUGCCAAAGAUCAAGCUGGACCCUCAGUAAUACUUUCAUUUGCAAUAGCCGCUCUGGCGUCACUCUUGGCCGGUGUCUGUUAUGCUGAAUUCGGUGCCCGUGUACCCAAAGCCGGCUCAGCGUAUGUCUACAGCUAUGUAUGCAUUGGGGAGUUUGCUGCUUUUGUCAUUGGCUGGAAUCUGAUAUUGGAAUACAUGAUCGGCACAGCGGCAGUGUGUCGCGGCAUUAGCUUGUAUCUGGACACAUUAAUCAAUGACACCUUGAAAACCACUUUCGCCGAAAUAUCACCAAUGAAUGCCACAUUUCUGGCAAGUUAUUUUGAUUUCUUUGCAUUCGGUUUGGUGGUGGUGUUUGGAGUGGCCCUUGCUUUCGGUGUGGAGACGUCAGCAAUUGCCAACAACUUUUGCACUUGCCUCAAUUUAUUCAUUUUGGUUUUUGUCAUUGUUGCUGGAGCCAUCAAAUCAACAUGGUCCAACUGGACUAUCGAUCCUAGCACGGUAAAUACCACAAGUUUACCCGAAGGCACCGAUCUUGGUCUGGGCGGUUUCUUUCCCUUUGGAUUUACCGGCACCCUAAAAGGAGCUGCAACCUGCUUCUUUGGCUUUGUCGGUUUCGAUUGUAUAGCCACAACCGGUGAAGAAGUCCGAAAUCCUCGCAAAAACAUUCCACGUUCCCUAAUGCUGUCGUUGCUGGUGAUAUUCCUUUGCUAUUUUGGUGUUUCGACUGUCCUAACCCUCAUGGUGCCCUAUUAUCUACAAGAUGCCAACGCUCCACUGCCCAGUGCCUUUAAAGAAGUUGGUUGGAAUUUUGCCAUGUGGAUUGUAUCGGUCGGUGGUUUGGUUGGUCUACUCGCCAGUUUAUUCGGAGCUCUGUUUCCACUGCCACGCGUAAUGUAUUCCAUGGCCCAGGAUGGUCUGCUGUUUCGUUUCUUGGGACGUAUACAUCCCCGCUAUAGAGUGCCGGUGAUUGGCUCAAUCUUUGCAGCAAUAUUAACCGCUUUGAUUGCCGGCUUAUUUGAUUUGGCCCAAUUGGUAAAUCUUCUAUCUAUUGGUACUCUAUUGGCUUACAGUGUGGUGGCCAUAUCCAUUACAAUUUUGCGUUACAUGGACAAUUCUGAGACCUUUGGCAAUCAUGAAACAAUCGCAGAAAAUGGUCAUGCCAACGGCAGUGCCAAUGGAAAUGGCCACAGUGUUUCCGAGCAUUCGCUGUUAACCUCUAAAGGAGAACGAAACACUUUCAAGACAGUAUUAUUGCAGAUAUUCAAUUGUCGCCGGGUUGAUGUUCCUAAUGCACUUACCACCCGAAUUGUGGGUAGCCUAAUUACCGUAUUUUGUGUCCUCUCCAUGGGCAUUGGUCUGAUUUUUAUGCAGGCCUAUGAUGCCUUGAUCAACAAUCAGCUUUGGGUUUUAGGUCUGCUAAUAGCUCUGGUAAUACUGACAGUGCUGGUGCUUAUUGCGAUAUGUCUACAACCUCGAGAGGCCUAUGCCCGAGUAUUUAGAGUACCUCUUGUGCCCUUGGUGCCAGCCAUAAGCAUUUUCAUCAACAUCUAUUUAAUGUUACAGCUGGACGUAAUGACCUGGAUACGAUUUGGCGUGUGGAUGGCCAUUGGUAUUCCUAUGUUUAUUGCAUGUUGGUGCAUGUAUGAUAUAAAAAAUCCGGCCAAAAGGCACCCCGAACGUUUAGAAUUCGAGAAACUGCUGAAAUCCAGUCGGGGCAGUGCAGGCAUAGCUGACAAUUUCAAGGCCGUGUCAAAUGCCUCCACCGCCACCACGGUAGUGAUGCAGCAAAACGAACGUUCCGUCAAGAGUUUAGACGAAAUCAUGGACAUGAAUGAGGUCAGCGAUGACCUUAUGGCUGUCAAGCAGCCCAACGGCCAAAUAAAUUAUGUAGAAGAUACAAAAAGUGACAAGUCCCACGGCUCGGGUCAACAGGGCAAAGAACCAGCCGAAACAACAAAUUCCAUAUCAGUUCCUAAGUUGGAAUCGGCGACCACAACAACCGAAGAGGAGAACUCAGUUAUAGCCAUGCUGGACGAUGUCCUACAAACGGAGGAGGAUGGUCUAUACGAUACUCCCUUCUACGAUCGUAAAAUUAGUGUGGACUCCGAAAUGGUGCCCAGUGUCAUAAGAAGUACCACCGUAGCUACGGUACACAGCAGCAGCAGUGGUAGUUCUGACAUUGCAGAGGGUACAGAGGGUAACCAAACACCUCCCAGUGUAGAUUCCGGAAUACAAGAAAAUUACCUGGAGAAACAGAAGGUUGCCAUGGAAUUGGUAGAGGAAAUUCUUAACAGUCCUCGGUUGUGGGCGGCCUUGGAGAAACAUCAAGAGGAACAGAAACAAAGGCAAUUGGCCACUGCGGCUGCUGAACAACAUAAUACAGUAGCUUCGCCCGACGCAGAGAAUUCUAUUUCCCCUGAACAACGCACCAAAUCUAUGGAGUCCUUACUGUCACUGGCCUCCGUUGAAGAUCCUUUACAUUCGGAGAAAUUUCGCAAUAAAUUAAGUCAAUUGAUCAUGAAACCACCCGAACCGACGAAACCCCUUAAAGAAGCCGCGAAUCCCGACGACAACACAACUGUUCGACCAAAACUCAAGCAUUCCAAAAGCGAAGCUGAUGUAAGAAAAUUAGUUUUAAAGGCCAUAGAAGGCUGCGACAUCGACAUAGAUAAUGACCCAAAAUCGGAUACGACAAAUACACAAACCAUUCCCAAGCCUCCCAAGUUUGAUCCAGUUCUGUAUAAAACCAUUAACACUCUAGGUCGUUCCAGAGAACGUCCCAGCUUAGACAAAUUGUUAAAAGCGGAUGAACAGUCUAAACCUAGAAUAUUUGUGGAAUUGAGCGAACCACAAACCAACAACGAACAAGUUCCUUUUAAACAAAAACUGGAGGCCAUAUUAAAACGAGGCCCAUCUCACAAGCCCCAAACUAAACCUGAAGUAGAGCUUCGAAGACCCAGGUCUGCAGAACCUCAACUAGAGGAGGAGACCCUGCAGAUGCCCAGGGAGAACGUAACCAAGUCACAAAGCAAUCUCAGUACACCAUCGGCCAGCAUGAUCAAUGAAACUCGUAGAACUUUAAGAUCGGUUAAACAAAAACAGACCACCGAAUUAUAACAUUAACCAGGCAUUCAAAAUUAGCAAAUCUCUAACUAAUCCAGCACAAACACCACCUAACCU